This is a messenger RNA of Pieris macdunnoughi, 1287 nucleotides long. NCBI's taxonomy places the organism in Eukaryota, Metazoa, Arthropoda, Insecta, Lepidoptera, Pieridae. The record is from the annotation of a GenBank genome assembly.
AUGUCAGUGUUGAAUAAUUUUACUGUGUCGAUUGCGAAAGGAUUGCGCCGUCUAAGAAGCAAAGAAGUACCAGCCCGUCGUCAGCAUGCAUCUAAAGAACAAAAGCUCAAAAUGGAAAAAUGCCUCAUUGUUUCAAAGGUCACCAGAUAUGAAUAUGAAAAGCACAGUCACGACAACAUAUCGAAUUGGGAGCUAGAGAAGAUACUACGAAAUCGUGGAUCUGACUAUGACUCCAUGGUAUCGAAUCAUAAAGAACAGAAAUCCUUUGAAGAGGGAGUGGCCAAGGCGUUAAAAGAAAUGGGAGUUAAAGUUGAAAUGGCUAGUAGGUUAACAUAUAACGAAGAAAUGAUAAAUUGGUGCGACGCAGUUGUUCCGUGUGGUGGUGAUGGGACCUUCCUGCUCGCCGCUUCAAGGGUCAGGGACGCUAAUAAACCAGUGAUAGGUUUCAACAGCGCGCCGCAUAAGUCCGUGGGACGCCUGUGCCUGCCCACCUGGUGUUCCAAUGAUCUCAAGGGUGCGCUACAAUCUUUAAAGGAGGGUAAGUUUCGUUGGAUGCGUCGUUCACGGAUACGUACGACGAUCACGAGCGACCAGAAACUGUUGGAUACGAUCACGCCCGUUGAUUUGCACACUCUGCACUUUUGUAGAUAUCCACCCGUGUCCCACCAAGAAGACAAUCACGAAGGGGCGACGAGACUUAAAGACCCUCAGGAGGAGAGUAAAUGUAGUUUAGCCACAAAGGUGCUGCCGUUUUUAGCUCUAAAUGAGGUAUUUAUUGGGGAGAGUGUGACGUCGCGGGUGUCUCUUCUCCGCCUGAAGAUAGAUGAUGGGAAAUGGGCUCAUACUAAGAGUUCCGGACUCUGCGUUACAACCGGAACCGGAAGUACGUCGUGGCAUUACAGCAUAAACUGCCUCAGGACCCACUCAGUACUGGAGCUGAUGAAGAUCCUCCACGAAGAGUACGGGGCCGAUCUGGACACGUCUUUGGAGAAGGCUCGCGAGGUCACCGAGAAGUACAAUACCAAGUUAAUGUUUCCCCCAGACUCCGAGCAAUUAGCGUACUCCGUCCGCGAGUACAUAACCUUCGAGGAAUGGCCAGCUCCUCGAGGACUCAGGGUCAGGGACAGGGCCGAAGCCGUCACCGUUCGGAGCCACUGCACUGAUGCCGGCUUAGUAAUAGAUGGGAGCGUAUCAUUCCCUUUCAACGACGGCACCCAGGCGCUGUUGGAGAUUCAUCCCGAAGACUCGCUUAUGACAGUUCAAAUGGAUGACGCAUUACCUUUUUAA